This is a messenger RNA of Ailuropoda melanoleuca (giant panda), 2676 nucleotides long. RefSeq names its product egl-9 family hypoxia inducible factor 3 (gene EGLN3). Gene Ontology annotation, biological process: cellular response to hypoxia; peptidyl-proline hydroxylation to 4-hydroxy-L-proline. Gene Ontology annotation, cellular component: cytoplasm; nucleus. Bases 304 to 1023 code for a protein of 239 amino acids. The record is from RefSeq and is a predicted model, not a curated record. Lineage: Eukaryota; Metazoa; Chordata; Mammalia; Carnivora; Ursidae. Gene Ontology annotation, molecular function: ferrous iron binding; peptidyl-proline 4-dioxygenase activity; L-ascorbic acid binding. The transcript has 5 exons.
CAGCCUCUCCCCGCCUGGGGCCGCCGCUGCACCAGUGGUGGCUCCGCAUCUCCAAAAGGGGCCCUCCGACUCCUCGCUGGGCCAGUCGGGCGCCGGGCCGUGGAGCCCCGCGCAACUCCCACUGGUCUCUGAAGGGCUCCUCCUCCCAGAGUUUCGAGCAACUUUCCCCUCUCCCUGGCGCGGCGGCGGCUCAGGGACGGUGGCCGCCGCAGGUAGCUGCACCUCGGGCCACGCUCUCCGCGCCUCGGUCGCUCAGGGUCUCAGUGCACGCUGGGGAUCCCCGAGCUCGGCUCUGAGGGCGAGAUGCCCCUGGGACACAUCAUGAGGCUGGAUCUGGAGAAAAUCGCCCUGGAGUACAUCGUGCCCUGUCUGCACGAGGUCGGCUUCUGCUACCUGGACAACUUCCUCGGCGAGGUGGUGGGCGACUGCGUCCUGGAACGCGUCAAGCAGCUGCACUGCAACGGCGCCCUGCGGGACGGCCAGUUGGCUGGGCCGCGCGCCGGCGUCUCCAAGCGGCACCUGCGGGGCGACCAGAUUACGUGGAUUGGGGGCAACGAGGAGGGCUGCGAGGCCAUCAGCUUCCUCCUGUCCCUCAUCGACAGGCUUGUCCUGUACUGCGGGAGCCGGCUGGGCAAAUACUACGUCAAGGAAAGGUCCAAGGCAAUGGUGGCUUGCUACCCAGGAAAUGGGACGGGUUAUGUUCGACACGUGGACAACCCCAAUGGCGAUGGCCGCUGCAUCACCUGCAUCUACUAUCUGAACAAGAACUGGGACGCCAAGCUACAUGGUGGGGUCCUGCGGAUAUUUCCAGAAGGGAAAUCAUUCAUAGCAGAUGUGGAGCCCAUUUUUGACAGACUCUUGUUCUUCUGGUCAGACCGCCGGAACCCACACGAAGUGCAGCCUUCCUAUGCGACCAGAUAUGCUAUGACCGUUUGGUACUUUGACGCUGAAGAAAGGGCAGAAGCCAAAAAGAAAUUCAGGAAUUUAACGAGGAAAGCUGAAUCUGCCCUCACUGAAGACUGACCGUGCUCUGACAUCCGCUGGCCUCAUUCAUUUUAGUAAUGGUUCCUGAGGUCUCUUUAAGAGUUGAGAUCCAAAGAUGGCCUCUUCCAUGACUCGUGACAAGAAGCCCCCCUACUGCUUGCAUCAUUCACAUCCCUGUCUUACGUAUGGUACUUUGUGUUUUCUUGCCAAGACUGCAUCCACCUUCAGACACUCUCUUUGCCAGAUGAACUCAUUUGCUAACUCCAGAAAUACCUGCAGAUGACCCAGCUGGCCAGCGGUUGAACUGAUAGAUUUGGUAAUAUUGGCUAUCAACGCAAGAUCCUGGAAGCAUGGGCAAGGGAAUGAAUCUUGCACUUUAUGUACACUUCCUGGUUUGAAAGGAGGAGGUUUGCAAAGAAAAACAAAAUGGCAACAGAUGCCACUGAGAGGCAUCCGUGAAGCCUUAACAGCAGGAAACAGAAAUUUGUCUCAUCUGAGCAGUUUCCAGAUGCUCUUAAUCCCAGGCUUUUGGGGUUUUUGGAGAAUUAUCAUGACCUAAUGACAUUAUUACCUCCAGAAAGGGCUGCUGUCACAGUCAUCAAUUUAGAAGUAUCCUGUGGGUGGACACUUUUUUUUUUCCUGGUCCUACAACCUGGACUUGCUGCCUCUGCCCCAUUUUGCUGAAAAUAGGGCUUUCUGGUCAAAGAUGAUCUACCAUCUGUUUUUUUAUUUUCACUUCUUACUUGGGGAACCUAAUUCCCCAGAGGCAAAAACUAGACCUUAAUUGUUAGGGUUACUUUGUUGAAAUGGAAUUUGAAUUUCAAUCCAAGGGGAAAAGAACCCAUCUGGUAGGUAGUUCAGAGGCCACAACCUCUGCAUGAUAAACCUGUGUGCCUCUUGGGCAGUCUGAGAUGGCAAUGGGGCUGGGAAUGUAGACAUUCUCAUGUUUCAGUUUUCCUUUUUAAUGAGCUCACCCUUCUUGUUUAACAGAAUGAGAAAAUAACAAAAAAUGGGGUGUUGUAUUUUAAAAAGGAAAUGGAAAUAAAUCAAAAAAAUCCCAGAAAGCUAUUUGAGUUUGUCCAUGUUUUUUGUCCCUAGUAGCCUUUCUUCAAGAGAAUUGAUUCUCAGAUCCCCUGUGGUUGGCAGUAUGUCCAGAAUCAUGGAAUUCACCAGAAAUGUGGAAGGUCCUACUACUGCAAGUUCCACUGCCUCAAAAAUUCUGUAUUGUGCACCUGUUUUAUGAAAGUUAGUCUUCCUCGUUUUCAAUUCCAUUUUCAUAUUUUUAAAUCCCUUUAGUAUCUUGCAUACAAAUCCCAUGAACACGAAAGAGCCAGAAAUACAUUCUUUUGUCAUUUAUAGAUACAUACACUUUCCAAGAAAGAAGCUUGGUUUUUUUUGUUUUUUUGUUUUUUUUCCAUUUCUGGUUUUGGAAAAUUCCCAGAUAAGACUUGUCUUCAUUCUCACGACUGCCCUAUUUUUUUCAUAGUGCUUAUCACCUUCUAACUUCCUGUGUAAUUUACUUAUUUAUUAUGUUUAUUGUCUUGUAUCCUUUCUGCAGAGUGUAAGCACAAUGAAGACAGGGAUUUUUGUAUGUUUUUAAUCAAUGGAAUGUAUUCCCAGCACCUAAAAUAGUGCGUGGCACAUUAAGGGCUCAGUAAAUACUUGUUGAAUAAACUUGCUCUCUUACCUUAG